This is a messenger RNA of Eruca vesicaria subsp. sativa (arugula), 165 nucleotides long. NCBI's taxonomy places the organism in Eukaryota, Viridiplantae, Streptophyta, Magnoliopsida, Brassicales, Brassicaceae. The record is from the annotation of a GenBank genome assembly.
AUGGAUUCUUCAAACAUCGCCACUCAAAACGAGAUGGCGAAAAGAACAGAGCUUAUAUGUAGCUUCAAUAUUGCAUCUGCUUCUGACAUGAACAUGUUUCAUAGAUUAUGUUUGGAAGCUAAGCAUCAGGCUGUUGCUGCGGUUGAUUGUAUCAGACCGGUUUAA